GCCCACCACUACCAUGCUGGCCUUGACCGCAGCGACCGGCAAGAUCGGCGGCGCCGUUCUCGACGCCCUGCUGGACUAUGGCCUCGUACCUGCAGACCAGCUCAAGGUGCUGACGAGCUCCCCGCCAGAGUCUCCCAGGGUGCAGAAGCUCGUCGAGCGCGGCCUCAAGGUUCACCACGCGCGCUACCAGGACGGGCCAGCCUUUGGCCAGGCGCUCGGCAGGGGCGACACACUCUUUCUCGUGUCCACGCCCGAGAUCGAGCUCGACUUCAACGACGCUCCCCUCGGAAACGGCCGUGAGGGCCGGCACUUCUCGGCCAUCGAUGCCGCCGUCGCAGCCGGCGUCGACCGCAUCGUCUACACCUCGUUGGCCUUCAAGGACGGCUCGCAGGCCGGGGUCAUGCGCGCCCACUUUCGCACCGAGAGCUAUCUGCGGGACCUGCACAGCCAGGGCAAGCUCCGCAGCUACACAAUCGUGCGCGAGGGCCUCUACAGCGAGAGCUGGCCUCUGUACGUGGGACACUACCGCGGCGGCGACGACGACGACGACGAACGCAAGGAUGUCGUUGUCGCCGGCGACGGCCCCAUCUCCUGGACGAGCAUCGCCGAUCUCGGCCUUGCGACGGCUCUGGUCCUGACCGAGGCCGCCGAUCGGUUCCGUGAAGAGACUGUAUUCCUCUCGCAGCAGCGCGCGCUGCCCCUUGGCCAUAUUGCCGCCACCCUGGGAUGCUCCCUCAAGACCACCCCGCCAGACGAGUACGUGCAGCACUACGUCCAGACCCGUGGCAUGGACCGGGCGAUGCUGGAGUGGUGGGUGAGCACCUACCCAAGCCUGCCGGACGGCCUCUGCCACAUCCAGGAGUCGCCGCUCGAGGAGCUUUUGUCGAGCAAGGGCCGCUCGCCGCAGUCCUUUGAGGACAUCUUUGGCAAGAUGCGCUCGAAGCAGACAUGACUAUAUCUGUAGCCUUACCACCACCUCCUCUCUGAACAAUGCAAUAGAGCCUGCUGCC
This is a messenger RNA of Acaromyces ingoldii, 1010 nucleotides long. Its product is annotated as NAD(P)-binding protein. The coding region runs from base 14 to 952 and encodes 312 amino acids. The record is from RefSeq and is a predicted model, not a curated record. Lineage: Eukaryota; Fungi; Basidiomycota; Exobasidiomycetes; Exobasidiales; Cryptobasidiaceae. The transcript has a single exon.